Mercenaria mercenaria is the source of this 1548-nucleotide messenger RNA. RefSeq names its product toll-like receptor 4. Gene Ontology annotation, molecular function: protein binding. The transcript has 2 exons. NCBI's taxonomy places the organism in Eukaryota, Metazoa, Mollusca, Bivalvia, Venerida, Veneridae. The coding region runs from base 1 to 1548 and encodes 515 amino acids. The record is from RefSeq and is a predicted model, not a curated record.
AUGCUACAUACAAAGUUGUAUGAAGAUCCCGUUGUGAGGACAAAGAAAAAACAACCAAAAGUGUUCAAUGGUGCAAGCUUAUACUCACUGCAAGGACUAAGAGUGGCAGGAUUGAAAAAAAUUGUUCUAUCUCACUGGAACCUAUACAGAGGUACAUACGCUUUUGAUGACAACUUAGUAGAAGCUCUACUUCCAAGAAACAUAACCAACAUUGACAUCAGUAUUUCCCAAGUAUCUGAUUUAAAUCUUACAUCACUGGAGAAAUUUAAAUACAUAGAAGUUCUCAAUGCAUCCUAUGCAACAAUUAGCGAUUUUCAUGAUACUUCACUGUCAGCAGAUGUUGCAAAACAUCUACAAGUGUUUGAUUUAUUUCAUGCUGUACUGCCAAAACAAGUACUACCUUUUCCACCUGGCAAAUUAACUGCUUACAACACCACUUUAGUCUUUUCUAGAACUCGUUUUUGGGAUUACAAAAAAAUGUUUGCCCCAAAAACUGUUAACUACAGUGGCAUUGUUCCACAUUUAACUUCUUUCUGGUUAUAUAAUAUAACCAUCCAAAUAGACAUAGAUCCCAAGUGGUAUACAAAGACUAUUAAACUACAACAAAAUAACAUCAAACGAGUUGAUGUUCGACUGCUUUGUGAUAAGUUCUAUUUUUCUGCAAUUCAGAACCUUGAUAUAUCUGACAAUGGAAUGGAAUUUUUGCAUCCAACAUUUCUGUCCUGUGUCCCAAACCUCAGGCACUUACACUUAUCUAAAAACCAGUUGUACAAAAUGGUCGCUGAGGACAGGUUUUUGUUUCAGAAUCUGUUUUCAGGACUAAGAUAUUUAAAACUAAUUCGACUGUCAGCUAAUGGAUUACAAAAAAUUCCUUCCAAACUCUUUAAAAAUCAACAAUCUAUUGAAGUAGCUGACCUUUCAUUUAACAAACUGGAGCAGGUGACCUUCAACUUAAAUGACCUUGAAAAUCUGAAAGUUCUUGACUUACAAGGUAACAACAUUCAUAUUCUGGAUUCCCUGUCUAUAAACUUUUUAAACUCUAUUCCACAAGAAAGCAAAAUAAAACCUAAACCCAAUGUGAUUUUGAGGUUAAAUCCAAUUUUGUGCUCAGUUUGUGAAGCUAAACCUUUCAUCCAGUGGCUUAUAUCUACAAGUCUCAUCAACAUGGAUUCUCAAAGGCUGAAAUGCUUGGAUGAAAAUGGACAACACAAUGACAUAAAUGUCAACACUGUAGAAAUGGUACAGAAAAUCUGUGAGUGGAAAACAGUUAUAAUUUCCACCAGCAUUUCAGCAGCAGUGAUAUUUCUUAUUUUAUUUUCCUGCGCAAUAAUCAUAUACAAAAGAUACAAGCGAAAGAAGAAGAGUCAAAACAGAACAAAUGUCAUAAACAAUUUAAGAGAUGGUGACGGGAAAUACCAGUUUGCUGUAUUUCUAUCAUUCAACAAUGAAGACGAAGAAUUUGUUCACUCACAUAUACUGGAGCAACUCAAUGAAAACCUACAACUGAUGACUGGCAUAGACAGAACUCUGGUCUGUACCGGAGACUAG